AUGAGAAUGCAGAGAGCGUGGGUGUACGUGCAUCGUUACAUCGAUAUCAAGGUGCAUAAGAAACAAGGCUUCGGUAACAUUUCAGCGGACGAAAUCAAGAAGGCAGAGGCAUCAAUCUUGUCAGUCCUCCAGCGUGAAUGUUUCGGCGAUCUGUGUAAGGCGUUGCAAUCAAAUUCCAUUCAGCGGCAUCCAUUGCGAAACCUCGCACCGUUCCUGGGAGACGACGGGUUAAUCCGAGUCGGAGGCCGUUUGAAAUAUUCGGCCAUUCCUUAUGAUGGCAAACAUCAGGUGUUGUUACCGGAGAAGCAUCACGUCACGGAGGCAAUCAUACGUGGACUGCAUUUGGAACAUUUUCAUGUUGGACAGAAUGGAUUGUUAGCUAUCGUACGCGAACGUUACUGGCCGGUGCGCGUAAGGUUGGCAAUCAAGAAAAUCGUUUCCAAUUGCCAGGUGUGUGCUAGGCAGCGUCCUAUACCAGGUGGUCAGUUCAUGGGAAAUCUUUCGGAGUCUCGAGUCAAUCCAGCGCCACCAUUCUCCAAGGUUGGUAUUGACUAUGCUGGUCCAUUUAUGUUGAAACUAGGAGGUCGGAGUACGAAGCUGUAUAAGGCAUACGUGGUCGUCUUCGUGUGUAUGGCAGUGAAAGCCAUCCAUUUCGAACUAGUUUCAAGCCUGUCGACCGACACAUUCAUUGCUGGAUUGCAACGUUUUUCCAGUCGUCGAGGAUUGCCGAGUGACAUCCACAGUGAUAACGCUACUACUUUUGUCGGUGCCAAUCAUGAACUAGCUGCUCUGAAGGAGUUGUUUGAAGAGCAGCAGCAUCAACUGAAAGUAAAAGAGUUCUGUAGCGUAAAAGGCAUCCGGUGGCAUUUCAUCCCCCCCAGAAGCCCACACUUUGGCGGAAUCUGGGAAGCGGGGGUGAAAUCCAUGAAAUACCACCUGAAGAGAACUGUUGGUGAGACCAGGCUUACGUAUGAAGAGAUGAGCACCGUUUUGGUUCAAACGGAGGCCAUUCUUAACUCGCGACCUUUGUUUGCGCUGUCGGAUGAUCCAAGCGACUAUUCCGUGCUAACUUGGUCAUACAUCGGACUACUGCUCGAACAAACCACGCUGCGAUCAACAUCCGUUCCGGUUCCUCUGGUAGUUCCGCCAAGCUUCAUGGUGGGCAUUCAGGUCACCCCCAACGAUGAAUCGGGAGCUAGUACGGGUGAUGGCGGUCAGGUCCUUCUUGAAUUGGAUUCCUAA
Ochlerotatus camptorhynchus is the source of this 1242-nucleotide messenger RNA. RefSeq lists its product as uncharacterized. The record is from RefSeq and is a predicted model, not a curated record. Gene Ontology annotation, biological process: DNA integration. Gene Ontology annotation, molecular function: nucleic acid binding. Lineage: Eukaryota; Metazoa; Arthropoda; Insecta; Diptera; Culicidae. The coding region runs from base 1 to 1242 and encodes 413 amino acids. The transcript has 2 exons.